AUGGAAAGGAUCAAAGGAGAUAUGAUUGGCGUCGGCUGGGUCAAUCGAAGUGAAGAAUCAAAGACAAAGCUUCUCACGCAGCUGAAGAAUAUGGUUCAAGAGAUGCGAGAACUCCGGCCUUCAGAAGGAAUAGGGGUCUCUUCUGUUAGUGGGGGACCUCUGUUCGAUUGCCGCUUGCCGGGUACUUCUCUACGUUUUGGGCCCUUUUCCAAUGUCCAAAGCUUCCAUCGAUACUUACGAGGUGGUAUGGAUUUCGACCCGGGACUUGACUGCGAAAUUCAGGAUUUGAUUAGACAACACGAUCGUGGUUGGCCUAUCGUGUUCACUCAUGGCGACCUCAGCAGCUUGAAUAUCCUUGUCUGUGGGGAUGAUAUUGUUGGUAUAAUUGACUGGGAAACUGCCGGUUGGUACCCGUUAUAUUGGGAAUAUACUACGGCUUGCCAAGUUAACCCCCAGAAUUCUUUCUGGAUCAAUGAAAUCGACAAAUAUCUCACGCCUAUACCAGAGGGACUAAAGAUGGAACAAACUCGUCAAAAAUACUUUGGAGAUAUCUAA
This is a messenger RNA of Penicillium vulpinum, 555 nucleotides long. RefSeq lists its product as uncharacterized. Bases 1 to 555 code for a protein of 184 amino acids. The record is from RefSeq and is a predicted model, not a curated record. The transcript has a single exon. Lineage: Eukaryota; Fungi; Ascomycota; Eurotiomycetes; Eurotiales; Aspergillaceae.